AAUCUAGAGUUGUUUACUUUUUUGUUUUGACUUUCAUUGUCAAAUUUCGUGACAGCAGUUAUAUUUCAUAAGAAGGCGUUCAUUGUACUGCACACUUUAUCUGUUUUCUGGAGCAGGUUUCCCGCCAAGAUUGCUUCACAGGCUGAACACGUGAAAAGCAAAAUGGCGGACAAAGAAGGGGAUCGCGACGAAGGAGCAACUACAGCAGAUGAUGUUGUCAUUACUAAGUACCGAAUGGCCGGUGACAUUGUCAAUGCCACAUUGAAAGCUGUGAUGGAGAUGUGCAAGGCUGGAGAACCUGUACUGAAGAUUUGUGAUGCGGGUGAUAAGAUGCUUCUUGAGCAAACAGCAAAAGUUUACAGAAAAGAAAAAGAAGUUAAAAAAGGUAUUGCAUUUCCAACCUGCAUAUCAGUGAACAAUUGUAUCUGCCACUUCAGUCCUUUACUGAGUGAUCCAGAAGUACUUCUCAAGGAUGGUGACCUAGUAAAAAUUGAUUUGGGAGCACAUGUGGAUGGGUUUGCUGCUGUAGUAGCACAUACAAUUGUGGUUGGAGCAUCGAGUGAAAACAAGAUCACUGGGCGAAAGGCUGAUGUGAUAAUGGCAGCCCAUUUAGCCUCAGAAGCUGCUCUUCGGCUAGUCAAAGGAGGAAAUGAAAACUACAUGGUGACAGAUGCCAUUCAAAAAGUUGCAGAAUCUUUCAAGUGCAAACCUAUUGAAGGGAUGCUUUCUCAUGAACUGAAACAGCAUGUGAUUGAUGGGGAGAAAGCCAUCAUACAAAACCCAAAUGAGGCCCAAAGAAAAGAACAUGAAAGGUGUGAAUUUAAGCUACAUGAAGUUUAUGGUGUGGACAUGCUCAUUACCACUGGGGAAGGAAAGGGAAGGGAGCACGAAACUCGGACCUCUGUUUACAAGAAAAAGGAUAUUGUUUACCAACUAAAAAGAAAAACUUCAAGGCAGUUUUUUAGUGAUGUUGAGAAGCGAUUUCAUCUGAUGCCUUUCACCUUAAGAUUGUUGCCAGAUGAGACAAAAGCCAGGAUGGGUGUGCUUGAAUGUGUUAAACAUGAACUGGUGCAGCCCUUCAAUGUUCUCUAUGAAAGAGAAGGUGAGCUUGUUGCUCAGUUUAAAUUCACAGUUUUAUUGCUUCCAAAUGGACCAUUGAAGAUAACAGGGUUGCCAGUGGACACCAGUAUAAUAGAAUCCCAGUACUCUGUAGAAGAUGAGGAACUCAAGACAUUACUGGCUACUUCUGCCUCAAGGAAAACUCACAAGAAGAAGAAGAAGAAAGCUGGGAAAGCCAUGGCUGAGAACGCAGAGGGUGUGGCAGCCCCAGAGGAAGAGGUGGCUGCUUAAGAGGGGGGCUAGGUACAGUCUGUCAGGGUUAUGUCAUAUAGAGGGCAGCACAUGCAAAACCAGGGGGAAUAACCCCACUUUUACUGCUCAGUGGACUCGAUAGCUGCUGUGACUUGACAUUGAAGCUGAACUUAAGCAAAGCAGACAUAUGGUGUUCAAACUAUAGUGCUACUAGGCCACAGUGUGCGCACUGCAAGGCAAGUGUGACUUGGUAAACUAUAGAUUAAACACACUGGUAGAAUCAAAACUUCCAUAUUACCAUUUUUCCUUUUUUCACCAAGCAUGUUAACAUGAUUGAGCAUUUCUGUUGUUCCUAUGAAUUGGUACCCUAUUCUCAGGGGCAUAUGAUAGUAUCUCAUCAGUAUGCAUACAGUGAUAUAGUUUCUACAGUACAGUGCUGAUGUGGUCUGGUCCAACUCGCACAAAGGGAUUGUGGCUACAAUUACAGUAAGAUACAGCCCUGAAGAAGUGCUUAAUUUGACUCCUGUGGUCAAUAUGAAAGGACAAUGUACCAGUCAGUAAAUUUCCCUUCCCUUCAUUGAUAUUGUUGUGAUUCAAAAGGUAAAAUAACACAUAGGAGAUUUUGUUAUUUACUUUGACCAAAACUCCUGUUUAUUUUUGUCUGGAGCCUGACUAUUUUACAAAAAGAUAAUGAAAGCUCUAAAGACAAGCAUCCAUACUUCAUGUUAAGUUUGGGAUUAUAGUAAAUAUUCACAAUGUGUUUAUGAUAUGUAGACGAUCAUAGUUUUUGAUUGUAAGUUUUCCUGGUUUACAGUCUCGCUCACAAAAGAGGUGUCGAUUGUAACUUAGAGCUACAAUCGCAAUUUUGUUGUGCACAAUGAGCCUACAAUCCCAUUGUGCUAGCGGACUCUGGUUCCCACUUUAUAGUGCUGCCAUUCGGUUGUUACCUCUGUGGAAUGGUGACCUGGUAACAAGAUUUUAGUUACAAAUGCAGUUCCAUGCCGACUUGUUUAUACAGUUUUGUUUGUUACUUCAAAUAAAUUGUUACAUGUAAUGGGGGGAGUGGGGAAGAAGUGCUACUGUAAAAUAUCAUGAAAAAGGCUUUCUGGAUUGUAUUUUGAAGACUUCUAUCAGACAAGGCCUUUAAAUUAUCCUCUUUAUCAAGACCAGGGCAUUUCUUCAAAUCCAUCAGAAGUGAUGUGAAAACUGUAAGACUACCACAGUAGUGUCCAAGCUGAAGUGCUGAAAUAUUAACAUAGUACUGCCAUAACAUAGUAUCAGAGCUGUAGUGCUGUCAUGACAUGUUCUAGUGCUGUCAUGGUAUGGUAUUAGAGAUUAGAUGAUAUCAUGGUGUCAAAAAAAGUGCUGCCAUGACUUGGUGUUAAGAUCUGUAGUACUGCCAUGGCGUGGUAUUAGAGUUCAGUACUCCCAUGACAUCAUGGUGUCAAAACAAUAGUGCUACCAUGGCGUUAGUCCAAACUUUGGUUCUGCCAUUUUCAGAACAAUUGUUCUGUGGAUCAAGGAAUAUAAUUCUGCCGCAUGAUAGGUUCAUGACUACAAAUCCAUGUUGAAUUCUUGAGUAUGGUAAACAAGUAAACAACAGUCAAAUAAAUAAUAAAUAAAUGCAAUGUCAUGUUCAGAGUGGAGACUGCCCAGCACCACCUAACAGAGAGUUUCAGGUUAUAUCUAAUGUCUCAGACAAGAGUUCAAACCGAGCUCAAGUUAGUGAAUUAAUUCAGACACAUUCUUGACCUGUUUCUGAGGUCAUUUUGUUUUAAAUAUUGCCCUGUUUUGUGUGUUAAGAUUGCCUUCCAGUAUCCUUUUUCAGCAUCUUUUUAGAUUUUAAGAGAAAAACCAGGUGAAAAGUGUUGCCCUUUAGACCCAUUGACUCUGUCUAAGCCAUCUGUUUUGGUUUGUUGUAAUGAAAUGAGUUUGUGUACAGAGAAACUUGUGCAUGGUGGGAUCGGCCAAAAGUCCAGCAAGAAAUAAAACCUUUUGGAUUAUUAAAGGCUGUUUA
This is a messenger RNA of Liolophura sinensis, 3328 nucleotides long. RefSeq names its product proliferation-associated protein 2G4-like. The transcript has 13 exons. Bases 163 to 1350 code for a protein of 395 amino acids. The record is from RefSeq and is a predicted model, not a curated record. Lineage: Eukaryota; Metazoa; Mollusca; Polyplacophora; Chitonida; Chitonidae.